Messenger RNA from Ctenocephalides felis (cat flea), 589 nucleotides. Its product is annotated as patronin-like. Gene Ontology annotation, molecular function: spectrin binding; calmodulin binding; microtubule minus-end binding. Lineage: Eukaryota; Metazoa; Arthropoda; Insecta; Siphonaptera; Pulicidae. Gene Ontology annotation, cellular component: microtubule minus-end. The record is from RefSeq and is a predicted model, not a curated record. Gene Ontology annotation, biological process: negative regulation of microtubule depolymerization; neuron projection development; cytoplasmic microtubule organization.
AUUCCUUCCAAAUGCCAAACAACGGUUUCGUCCUCCACGAACCUCAACACCAACCGCAACAACCUCAGCAGCAUUUCAACCAAUUCCAAGCACAACCUCAUCAAUACAACAACCAAAUGCAACCGAUACAAGUCGCUACUCAUUUUGGAAACCAGGGAAACAAUCAGUACGGCAACCAUUUGUUGCAACAAGCACAAACGCAACAGGGGAAUUACAAUCAAGGGAAAUUAUAAUAACCAGCCGCAGUAUAACCAGACUUACAGUAAACCGAUGAAUGACUAUAAUCAGCAGCAGAAUAAUCAGUAUCCUAGCCAGCAGUAUCAGAACCAGAAUCAGCAGUAUCAGGAGAGGAGGUAUAGUAACCAGAUGCAACAGCAGCAACAGCAGCAGCAGCAGAAUCAGUUUAAGAAUCUGAACCAAUACUCAAACCAACAACCGAAUCAAACACAGUACACCAACCAGAAUCAGCAAUCCACGAGCCCCUAUGGAGCCCAACCGAGUAGACCUUAUGAAAGUUUCUCAAACGGUGGAGAUGUCACAUCACAUUAUACCAACAUGUCGAUGAACACCAAUAAUAGACCCAUGUCAG